Molecule: messenger RNA, 660 nt
Organism: Ilyonectria robusta
Lineage: Eukaryota; Fungi; Ascomycota; Sordariomycetes; Hypocreales; Nectriaceae
Exons: 1
Coding region: 1-660 (219 amino acids)
Source: RefSeq, a predicted model, not a curated record
AUGUCCGAUCGUGUUCCGGAUGUCCAGCCUGUGGGCCUGGCAUUAAGGAAGUCACACUCUACUGUCCAACCGACUACACCUGGUGAUAUUCCAGAAACCGUACCUAUAGACCCGGCACUAGACGGAUCACCAUCAACUGGCCAAUCAAGCAAACCAGGCAAUCACCAACAAUACCGAUCAAGUGUAAAUCAAAUCGAUAAUGCCAAUGCGCAAACACAGGCGGCAGGAAACUGGAUGAGCCGGCCACCACCAGGGAGCACGACGCCGACACAGGUGCCUCCAAGAAAAAGAGGCAGACCGCGAGGUUCUCGUGCACCAAGGCGGAGAGAUGUUCGAGAAGGAAAUCGGGUGCAGGAACAUCAGCCAAGUGCAUACCAAGCCGACACCAUCAAUACUCAAAUACAGGGACCUGAAAGCUGGAUGAGUCGACCGUCGCCAAGGAGUACGACACCAAUACAGGCGCCUCCAAGAUCAAGAGGCAAACCGCGAAUUCUCGUGCAUCAAGACGGAAAGAUGCCCGGGAAAGAAACUGGCGGCAAAGGAGACAAACCCAACAGCAAAGACCACUGGUUGCCGUUGGGACCCCCCCAGCCAGUUCCCAGUUGCCAUCUAAUGCUCCACGACGUCAGAAAAGGAGGUCGCAACAAGCACAGCAACUAA